Molecule: messenger RNA, 432 nt
Organism: Aspergillus homomorphus CBS 101889
Lineage: Eukaryota; Fungi; Ascomycota; Eurotiomycetes; Eurotiales; Aspergillaceae
Exons: 1
Coding region: 84-383 (99 amino acids)
Source: RefSeq, a predicted model, not a curated record
AAAGGGAUUCUUUUAUGAUUGCAUGAAGAUGGAUGUGGAUUUUCCAUUGAUGAGAUGAGGCAUGAACUUACUGACCUACUCUGAUGUAUGAACAUUCGUAUGUAUACUUGAUUUAUUUUAUUUUUACCUGGUUGUCUUUCAUACACCAUACCAAUACAUUUGCAUUCUUCUCGUCUGCGUCCAGUCGUUGUUACAGUAAAAGCUCAGCCUACAUGGCACAAAUAACAGUCAGCCCGCUGCAAGCAGCUAUGUCCGUUCAAUACAAAUUCAAUCCUAUCCUGAAAUCCUAUGUCACACACAACCCCAAAUCUGAUUCCCGCAUAUCAGACGUAAAUCGCGCACAGAACGCCCUCGCUAUGCCUCGCCAUGCCUCGCCAGCAUGAUCAGGAAUCAAAAUGCUCCUAUCAACAAGGACGACAGCGUACAGGUAUG